This is a messenger RNA of Platichthys flesus (European flounder), 1293 nucleotides long. It is a transcript of the gene tsen34, whose product is annotated as TSEN34 tRNA splicing endonuclease subunit. The transcript is spliced from 5 exons. Gene Ontology annotation, cellular component: tRNA-intron endonuclease complex. Gene Ontology annotation, molecular function: nucleic acid binding; tRNA-intron lyase activity. NCBI's taxonomy places the organism in Eukaryota, Metazoa, Chordata, Actinopteri, Pleuronectiformes, Pleuronectidae. The record is from RefSeq and is a predicted model, not a curated record. Gene Ontology annotation, biological process: tRNA-type intron splice site recognition and cleavage; tRNA splicing, via endonucleolytic cleavage and ligation. The coding region runs from base 33 to 1034 and encodes 333 amino acids.
AGACAGUUAUUGGCUGACCCAGCUGUCACUCAAUGGUGUCUAUGUGUCAAUGGGUUCGAUCGUUCAUAUUUCCGGUCGGUAAAAGUGAGCGGGGUAAAAGUGAGCGGGGCUCGUCUGUCCCGCCCCACUGUCUGAAGCGCUAUCUUCUCCGGGACGUGACGGUUGUGGUGAUGGACGACGCCCCUUACAGGCAGGAGGCGGACUCGUCUGAUGUGGUCGGUGUUGGUGUGUGUGACUCCGCCCCCCUGCUGUGGAGGAUGGAGGACCUGAAGACGUUGAGGAGGCGUGGCCUGGUGGGGGCGCUGCUGGGCUCACUGCCCCGGACGCCCCGACAGAACGGACGCCUGGGACGACCCCUCCGACUGCUGCCCGAGGAGGAGAGACAGCUGAGCGAGCAGCACGCCGCCGCCGCGCUACCCUCCGCUAACCAGCAGGAUGGAGGAGGGGCGGAGCAGCACGAGGAGGAGCGGAGGCGGAGCUACGAGGUGCAGAGUGUUGUCGCUCUGGAGGAGAGGAAGUCCGCUCUGCUCCGAGCAAUGACCUCAUCACACACAGAUUCAGCCUCUGGUCCUGGGACCUCGGACGAGGCCCUUGGGCGCCGCCUGGACGCCCUGGACCAGAGCUUCACCUUCCCUUGGGCGGCGCUGGCGGUCCAGCUGAGCACGUCGAGGGCGGGCUUGACCCACUGCCCAGUGGACCGGGCCGUCCUGCAGGCUGACUGGCCAAUCAGGGCACAGCCUGACACGUGCGGGGACAUCAGGUACCAGGUGUUCAGAGACUUAAGGGGGCGGGGCUUCUACCUGACCUCAGCAGGGAAGUUUGGAGGCGACUUCCUCGUUUAUCCAGGUGACCCUCUGCGUUACCACGCCCACUUCAUCGCCGUCUGUCUGUCUCUGGAUGAGUCGGUGUGCGUGUUGGACGUCCUCGCCGUGGCUCGUCUGGGAUCCAACGUGAAGAAGACGGUGCUGCUGUGCUCGCCGGGGACGGCCGGGGGGGUGCGGUACACGUCGUUACAGUGGAGCGGGAUGGUCUGAAGACCUGGAUCUGGAUCUGAUCCAGAUCAAAGGCAGCAGCCGGUUACAGGUGGGACAGGAAGGGAUUCGGACUCCCAGUGUGUCCAGCAGGGGGCACUUGCCAUGUUUACAACAUUUGAUUUCAUAUCGAUGACAUCAUGAAUCCUGUGAUUGAUUCUGAAAGUUUCAUUGAUGCAGCUUUAGUUUCUCAAUCGAGUGUUUGAGGUUAUUUCCUUUUGAAGUUUUCAAUUAAUGAUAAUAAAGAUAAAAUUGACUGACA